ACUAAAUUAUAUAUCAAAAUCCAUUGUCGUGUUAAGAAAAAAAGUCAUAUACCGGUGCUGUCCUUUAAGAAGAAAAAAACCUCCCUGAGAUGUAGAUUCCUCCUCCUCCUGGUGUCCACACACCAGCUGCCCUCUCCUUUUGUUUACUCCUUAUGCAGCACUAAGGUUACCAUGUCAUUAAACUUCACAUCACGUUUGGACACAUCCGUCAAAAAGAAAGUUUUUGGGAAGUGGCGGCUAAUGUUAGCAAUGUAGCCAUGGGAAUUUCUUGUGCCUUUGCGGAUAUUAGAACUUUCGGCCUAUAGGUGUACUGUGAAUAUUGAAGCAUUCACCAUGUUAGUUCCUUAGGCUGGAGCUCUGGAACUGAAAGGAUGAUAUCAUUAAGCUCUCCGUCUCUGUAUUUGUGAAGCCUGUGUCAAAAAAAGAGCUAAACAGGCAGCCAAAGAAGGAUGUUCAGGCAAUCAGAACAAGGCAGGAGGCGUGUGAAUGCCCAGCCAUCUGCUCGCAUUAGAGGAGUGGAGGUUGCAAGGGGGAGAACAGGCUAUGGCUUCACACUAUCUGGUCAGUCUCCAUGUGUUCUGAAUUGCAUCCUCAAGGGUAGUCCAGCUGAUUAUGUGGGCCUUCGCUCUGGAGAUCAAAUCCUGAGUGUGAAUGACAUUAAUGUGUCUAAAGCUUCUCAUGAGGAUGUUGUCAAGCUGAUUGGCCGCUGCACAGGUGUCCUACACUUAGUCAUUGCUGAAGGCAGUCAUAAAAACGGGCACGUUGAUUCGUGUUCAAGUGAUGAAGAACUGGAGUUUCAUGACCACAAGAGCCACUGGCUGAGGCCAAAGAUGGACUCAAAGACACUAGGCAUAAACCGUGCAGAACGUGUUGUAGCAGAGAUGCAGUCUGGUGGGAUCUUCAACAUGAUCUUUGAAAAUUCCAGCCACUCAUCCAGCAGCUCAGAAAGAGCAGUUGCUUGUGCCUCUGCUUCCAAACCAAGGACUGUCUCAGAGCCAGAAUUCCCUUAUGUGAGCGUCAGCACCCAAAGAAGUGAUCCCAACUUGCUCACUGAAGAAGAGAUGGCCAAAGUGCUCAAUGACGAUUCUGUGUUUGUUGAUAUGUUUGAACAGCAAGACGAAUUUGCCCUGUUGCAAACUGCAGACUCUGCAGGAAUACUCAAUGUUGGGAUGAUUGUGGGUUACUUGGGAUCUAUUGAAUUAGCUUCAACAAGUGCCAAUUUAGAAAGCGACAGCCUGCAGGCAAUCCGUGGCUGUAUGCGACGUCUACGUGCCGAACAAAAAGUGCACUCGUUGGUUUUGCUUAAAGUCAUGCAUGAUUGUGUGCAGCUGUGCAAUGACAGAGGUGCUGUUUUAGCAACUUACCCCGCAGAGAAGUUAGCCUUCAGUGCUGUGUGUCCAGACGAUCGCCGCUUCUUUGGCCUUGUCACCAUGCAAGCAACAAAUGACCACCGUAUGCAUAGACAUGGAGAGGAGGAGCAAGGCUUACGGACAUCUUGUCAUGUCUUCAUUGUAGACCCAGAACUCUGUCAUCAUAAAAUCCACCAAGGUGUUGCCCGACGCUUUGGCUUUGACUGCACUCCAGACCCAGAUACUGGUGGCUGCUUGGAGUUCCCACCGACUUCUCAGCCACUGCUACAGUUUGUGUCUGUUCUGUAUCGUGACAUGGGGGAAUCCAUAGAGGGUAUGCGAGCUCGAGCUUUCCUUGAUGGUGACUUAGAUGCUCAGCAAAACAACAGCACAAGCAGCAACAGUGACAGUGGCAUUGGGAACUUCUUGCCAGAAGAGAAGAACAACCGAGUCCUCUUGGUGGACUUGGGUGCAAAUCCUGGUCGACAUGUUCCUACAGGACAUUGGGAAAACCCUACUGGACCUCGUUGCCAGGGUGCCUGCGGAGGUCUUCCACCACCACCGCCUCCACCACCAAUCUCGCAUCGUAACGGCUUUCGGCAUGAGCAGUUUGUGGAUCACCCUCAGCCCCAUCCACAUUCCCAUGGAGACCCACCUCUGCUUUCAGGCAGGCAUCUAAACUCCUCCUCACGGCUGGAUGUGUCAGGCCUUCCUUCGCGCUCACACUAUUCUGCCCAUGGCAAGAAAGUGGCAGGGGCAUCAGGCCAGCGCUGGCUGCCAGUUCACGUCCUGAGGGAUUGGCGUCAGGGACACAGCAGUGAUCAGGAGUCUUAUGCAGAGUCCACAGACGGAUGGUCCAGUGCUAACUGUAGCACCCUGCCACCACCCAUGAGUAAGAUUCCAGCUGACCGGUACCGUGCUGCAGGCGAAAUUGCCUCACAGCCUCACCGGCUUCAUGCACAGAAGGACGAGUGGACUAAGAAGCUGUUCGGGGAGAAGAACCUACGAGAGCAUUCACAACAAUCGAACAAUGUCAGAAGAACUAAAGAGUCAGAGAAAAAGGGUGGAAGAUUCAAAGGGAUCACUAUGGGCUUUCCUCAGCGUUCCUCUGGCCGAAGAUCUUUUGGACGUUCCAAGCGUCUUAGCAUGGCUCGCUCACUUGAUGACCUCGAGUCUGCAGCUGUCUCCGAUGGUGAGCUUAACAGUGUGGACCUGAAAGGCUGCGGCAGCGAUAACAGUCUGAACAGCAAUGCCAGCCUACCUAGCGUGCAAUGCCAUAGACGGCACACUGAACGGCGCGUUGCAUCGUGGGCCGUCUGCUUUGAGCGCCUGCUACAGGAUCCCGUCGGUGUCCGAUAUUUCUCGGAGUUUCUAAAGAAGGAGUUUAGCGAGGAGAAUAUUUUAUUUUGGCAAGCUUGUGAAUAUUUCAGCCAUGUACCUGAAACAGACAAGAAACAGCUGUCCCAGAGGGCCAGAGAGAUCUACAACAGCUUCCUGUCUAGUAAAGCUACCACACCCGUCAACAUUGAUAGUCAAGCUCAGCUGGCUGACGACAUCCUCAACGCACCGAGGCCAGACAUGUUUAAAGAGCAACAGCUUCAGAUCUUCAACCUGAUGAAGUUUGACAGUUACACACGCUUCCUAAAGUCUUACCUGUAUCAGGAAUGUAUGCUUGCAGAGGUGGAGGGCCGUCCUCUUCCAGACCCCUACCAGGUGCCCAGUAGCCCCACAUCCAAACAUAGCACAGGUUCCGACCGCUCCAACCUCUCUACACCUAAAAAGGUGCAGGACGACAAGAAGAGCAAAUCGGGAAGGUCACUGAAUGAAGACAGCAGAGAUGAACAUGGCGAUAAAAAAAAAAGUAUUUUCUUCUCCUGGUCCAGAAAUAGAAGUUUUGGAAAAGGAUCUAAAAAGAGAGACCUCGCUGAUUACAGCUUUACAGGUAGUAACGGAAGGAGAGAAUCACAGGGGUCUUUGUCGUCUGGUGCGAGUUUGGAACUUGCCACUUCUGGUUCAGGAAAAAAUGAGGGUGAGGUGUCGCGUAACUCCAUGUCGGUGUCUGAGCGUGCUGUGCGUCACUGUAACAUUAACCUACCGGAUGGCUCAUGCUGCUCAGUACCCAUCAGGCCCGGCGUCUCCAUCAGAGAGGUGCUCUUAGGCUUGUGUGAGAAACUAGGCAUUAAUCUGGCUGCUGUGGACCUGUUCCUAGUGGGAGGAGAAAAGCCUUUAGUGUUGGACCAGGACUGCAUGACACUGUGCUCCAGGGAUCUGCGGCUGGAGAAACGUACGCUAUUCCGACUGGAUCUGGUGCCUAUAAAUCGUUCUGUUGGACUGAAAGCAAAACCCACUAAGCCGGUUACAGAAGUGCUGAGACCAGUGGUGGCCAAAUAUGGUUUGAACUUAGGAGACCUUGUGGCCACAAUAAGUGGAGAGAAAGAGCCGCUGGAUCUUGGGCUUCCUAUAUCUAAUCUAGAUGGCCUGAGGGUGGUUCUUGAAGCAGGUGACCACGUUUCUGGGAAAGAUAAACAAAAGCUGGUCUCAUCGAAAAGUCACGGUCCACCUCUGUCUACACGAAGCCAAUCUGCCACAGGGGAGGACAAAGCGGCAGGAAAGGCUUCGGCUGUGAAAACCAGGGCCCAGGUGGAAAAGCGAAAACAGAAAAAGCUUAAUAUAGAUGAAGCUGAAGAAUUCUUCGAGCUCAUAUCCAAAGCACAGAGCAACAGAGCUGACGACCAGCGGGGUUUGCUGAACAAAUCAGACCUUGUCCUGCCCGACUUCCUGCGCCUUGACACGGAAGCAGACGCCAACAACCUUAGCUCCACACCCGUCUCCCACAAGACUCGACCCCGAUCCAAGGAGAACGGCUCUGCCCUUAGUGCCAGUCACCAGACGCAGAGCUUAGAUUCAGCGGUGGAGGGCAAAGCACCCAGACGAGCCCUAAUGCCUCCCAACAGUGCCCUCAGAAACACAUCCGGCAGAAUUCCGCCACCAUUCAGUUCCUCGCUCUCCCCAAUCCCACAUUCGCAAAUGGGGGGCUCGUCUGGGAUCACAGACUGGAGGAGUGACGGAGGGGUCCAGGCACUGGAGGAAGAGGAGAGCGGCAUGGACCUGACUUUUGUCGCCGAAGGCGACAUCACAAGCCCUAACAGCUCUCUCCUUCACCAGUCCCCCAUUCCUCUCCCUCCUUCCCCAGAGCGAUCGCACCUCCUGAAGGAGGGCACUUGCCAGGACAGCUGGGCUCGAUCAGGUACCUCUCCUGUGUGAAGCAACUACGCUUGCAUGUGAUAUCCUCAUCUCUCUCUGGUCCCUCCUGAAGAUGUGUGAUUACUGAGUGCUGUGGAUUUGCUGUGGUCCUCACUGUAAGCCCUCUGCCAAACUCUGGCAAAAGCAGCUCCUUCCCAUGUACAUUUGACACCCUUUAAGCACUUUAACGAAGUAUCGAAAAAGAGACUUCUGUACCUACAAUGCAUAUGAUGGGUUAUUUUUUUCCCUGAAAGUAUUUUAAAACUAGCCACACAGAAUCUUGACAAUCAUUAACUUCCAUCGCUUUUAUCCUCUGAGAGAAACAAUAGAAUUAUUGUAGCAGUUUGACUGAUUUGAGGUCAGUAGUGAACUGAAGAGAACUUAUUCGUUUUCUGCAUAUCUCUACCCUCUGGCUGAUCACAUGACGGCCUUAACAGGAGCCACAACUGACUGAAAUAAACAUGUGAUAAAUCUUUUUAGACACUAAAUAUAAACUACAUACCAGACAUGGAGUGUUUGAGGUGACAAGCACCGCCAUUUACGCAUGAAUAUAUUUAUCUGUUCAAAUGACGUGGAUACACAUAUGGAUAAAACAUACACAAGCACAAUCUGUUUUAGUACGACAGAGGCCUCGUCUUACCUCUCUUUGGUGACCAGUAGCGUGCCUUCCAUCAACCUGUCCAUCGAACCUAAAUACUGACGAAGAGUCUUCGGUAACUCCUCAUGACUUCACAUUUCUGUAUUUUAAACCGAGACCUCAAAGAUCACUUCUGUUUUCUUUAUCCGAUCGUAGUCUUACGAAAAUGCAAUUCAACAAUGUUUAGCUACGCUCAUGCUAAUGGUAUCACCAUGACAUUACUUCCAAUUGUUUUGGAGCUACAUUUUCACAUAUGUAUUCGAGAAUUGUAAUCCUAAGAAAGGAUUAAUUUAUCCCAGAUGAAACUUCAGUGUAUGUUCCUCAAUGGCAAAAUACUUAAUGUGUACAUAGUUUCUGUUACAGUUGAGUUGAGCUGCCAGCAUUGUUGAAUUGCCCUCCAUUCUGUUCAUUCUGACACUGAAAUCAUGUUCAGUUUUCUGUAGCAGUCUUUUUUUAGACGACCGUUAUCUUUGCUCCAACUGAUGUUUCUCCAAACAUGUAAAUAGAGUUAAAUAAAUGUUAAAGGGGAGAUCUCUCUCCCUUCCUAUCA
Danio aesculapii is the source of this 5779-nucleotide messenger RNA. RefSeq names its product regulator of G protein signaling 12b (gene rgs12b). The coding region runs from base 450 to 4613 and encodes 1387 amino acids. Gene Ontology annotation, molecular function: GTPase activator activity; protein binding. NCBI's taxonomy places the organism in Eukaryota, Metazoa, Chordata, Actinopteri, Cypriniformes, Danionidae. Gene Ontology annotation, biological process: signal transduction. The record is from RefSeq and is a predicted model, not a curated record. The transcript has 18 exons.